AUGGUAACCGCUCUCUAUCCAGGCACCUUCGACCCCGUGACCAUGGGACACCUGAACGUGGCACAGCGGGCGGCCCAUCUCUUCGGCCACUUGAUCGUCGCCGUCUACGACACCCCGUCGAAGAGCCUUCUGUUCAAUACGGAAGAGCGUGUUGGGAUGAUGCGGGAGGCGGUGGCCGACUUGCCCAACGUAUCCGUUCGCCCGUUCCAUGGUCUCGUGGUGAACACCGCGCGGGACGCCGGCGCCGCCGCCAUUGUUCGCGGUUUGCGCAGCGGUCCCGACUUCGAGUACGAAUCGCAGAUGUUCUUCAUGAACCGGCGCCUCGAGCCCGAUGUGGACAUGGUGUCGUUGAUGAGCGAUCAGGAGCACAUGUUCAUCAGUUCCAGCCUGCUCAAAGAGGUCGCCCAAUUGGGCGGCGAAAUCUCCGGUAUGGUCCCCGAGCACGUGGCUCGGGCCCUGGCGGAAAAAUACCAGUUGCCGCAGCGGUAG
Messenger RNA from Geodia barretti, 489 nucleotides. The record is from the annotation of a GenBank genome assembly. NCBI's taxonomy places the organism in Eukaryota, Metazoa, Porifera, Demospongiae, Tetractinellida, Geodiidae.